AUGCGCUACAAGUACGUCCUGCUUUUAGCCCUCCUCAGCUGUCUGCUGCUCGUCCAGGAGGGCAGUGGGCAAUCUUCCUCGAGCACUGAUAGUUCCUCGAGUACCUCCACCGAAAGCUCCUCAGACUCAUCCACCAGCGCGACGUCCUCCUCUGACUCGACAGAUGCUUCCUCCUCUUCUUCCGACACCACCACCACCUCGUCUGACACGACCACGACCACGACCACUUCCUCCUCGUCCUCGUCCUCGUCUUCCUCCAGCGCUGCUGCUCGGCGUCGCAGGGCCGCCGCCCGCCGCCGUCGCCGCCGCUUGGCCCGCCAGAGGCGCAGGCGUCAACAGCGCCAGCGUCAGAGACGCCGCCGCCAACAACAACGCAGGAGACAACAACAAAGACGGCGACAGAACCGCCGAGGAUAGGCGAUCCCCAGAAAAAGGAUAACCCGCGAUCGGGUUUUCCUCCUCUCAGUUUAUAGACGUUCCGUCCGACAUUUACAAAUAAAGAACAUUGAAAGGCACUGAUAGAUGGAUUUAAACUUUCAGAAAUGUGCGAAUAAUUCACAAUUAGAGGUGACGAAUUUUUGUGUUGUUACAGAUACUCCAGUUCUCAGAAAACUCUUAACUCAUAGUAGAGACUAAAAUAUAUAACGGACUUGUUAUUAUAAUGACAAUACCGCAAGGGCACAUUUUUACAAUAAA
Messenger RNA from Drosophila ficusphila, 696 nucleotides. Its product is annotated as suppressor protein SRP40-like. The transcript has a single exon. Bases 1 to 417 code for a protein of 138 amino acids. NCBI's taxonomy places the organism in Eukaryota, Metazoa, Arthropoda, Insecta, Diptera, Drosophilidae. The record is from RefSeq and is a predicted model, not a curated record.